Molecule: messenger RNA, 4177 nt
Organism: Dreissena polymorpha
Lineage: Eukaryota; Metazoa; Mollusca; Bivalvia; Myida; Dreissenidae
Exons: 8
Coding region: 1015-1896 (293 amino acids)
Biological process (GO): G protein-coupled receptor signaling pathway
Cellular component (GO): neuron projection
Source: RefSeq, a predicted model, not a curated record
GGAUCUGUAUCAACCUGUAUCGAUUCAAUAUUAUUAUUCGGAAAGUUAAGUGGCUAAAAGUAGAAAAAAUAUUCUUAUGUUUCAGGGCUUUCAAUAAAAUGUGUAAUUAUAUUAAAUAAAAAAACAAGACAAUUUAUAUUGAAUAAAAAAUGUAUAUGUGACCGAACGAAUUUUAAUGAAUUUUAUCCAUAGAAUCUAUACAUACAUCUAACGCUCAUUUACAAUGUAACCGGAACAUGAUAAUAUGUCGAGAAACUGAAAUAUUAUUUCUAUGCACUGAAAGCGCUUCGCAGGAUACUAAACAUAAGACCAAUAUGUGAAAGCUUGUAUAAAAUAUGGCAGCAGCUAUUCCUGAUACCUUUGUGAAGGAAAUCCAUCAAGUCGUUGAGGUUCGCUAUAAAACCGAUUGGAAGCAGCAUACAAAUCAAUAUUUACCUAUAAACUCAGGCGCUGUUGUUGAUAUAGUGAUAGAAGAAGGAAGACUUGAAGCGAUACAAGUGUGCUUCGAGAAUAUAGACCGGGAACGGCGAGAUUUGUGGCGAGAUUUGUGAGUGUUUCCAGGAUAUGUAUCAGUUGUUUUAAUUUCGAUCGGCGUCGGUAAACAAAAAAGUUAAUUGUGUUCUUUCCUGCAUUGCUGCCUUUGUGAAAGUGGCAUUAAAUGGAACUUAAAAUCUAUGAAUUUUAGAGUGUCAGAAGCCCAGAAAAGGAAAUUACUGCUGGAUUUUCAGAUUGACCUAGCCUAGACGACCUACAAGCCUCGGAACCUCUUACAGCUCUUUUGAUAAACAAUACAUUACACAUUGAAGUGUAAAACGCCCGUGCUCUUAAUGCUGGCAUCAUCCAUCAAUAUGGUAUAUGUUGAAGUGAUUCUUCAAACAUUAAGCGGCUCAAACCACUUACAAUAUUGAACAUGUUGGAAAAAACUUUAUUGGAAUGUGGAACCUUCUACGAAACACUUUAUGUUGUGAAUGUCGAGACGGAAGUGAGUGUUACCAAAGUGUUCCAUGUUGAAACAUGUCCGGUAUCGAGCGGACGAGUCCAGAGAGAGACGCCGAUAAAAACGUUGAUCCUUCACUGACGUCAUUCACUGGCGUUGUUGACGUCGCGGAACCGCUUAGACGUUCUAUUCUUAGCUACAACGACAAGUACUUAUUUCCGAAGAUCCUAAAAGAAAUAAACGAAGAGACGGCCCGCUACUGCAUCCUGGCUUCCCUGUUGGGGACGCGGGCGGACGGCGAAAUGUUGCGCCGGAAGUUGAAGCUCUCCAGAGGCCGAAUCUGGGAUCACACGAAACAAGCUCAAAGCAAACUCAUUCCUGUCCUAAAGAGGAAGGCGUCACGUGCCUGCCAUGACGAAGAGUUGGAACGAAUGUAUCGGGCGUUCUCGGCAUGCCUUGAGUUCUUGGAGGAGCAGUAUUCGGUCUCUAUGUACAUCGAACACGACUUUAUCCUGGAUACCGACCAAACGAUUCUCAUCAAUGCUGGAAUUUCCGAAAAUUCUCUACCGAAGAAGAUGUACGACAAGCUGCUGGUGGACCGGCUUCCGGGCACCGACAUCCUGUCCGUUAAAAGCUUCGGAAGCGGUGACGCCCUCUCCACCACUACCGACGACGUGCAGAAUCUUCAAAGGGAGAUAGAGGAGCUGCGAGAGUUGGUCUAUUCCAUGAACCAGAGCAUCGCCAUCCAGUCCUGGGAGAUUGACCCGGAAAUGGAGACAGAGAAGUUCACCAUUCACAUGGAAAAUGGGGAGUCGGUUGGAGAGUCGGUCGGACCUACGGAGCAAUCUUCUGAAGAGAAUGAGAGCAGGAAAAUACGCUGCGUUUCCAUAGUGAUAGUGGUGAUAAUGAUUGUGAUAGUUGGCGGCAUAGUCGGUAUUUUAAUGGGAGUGCUCGAUUAAUGCGUUCAAUAACCAGAACGGCAAUGUGACGUAUUAUAUGUGUGGACAAAAACCAAUGACGUAAUGCGCACAAAAAAUAGACCAUUGCAACGAGAGAGAAUUAACUGGAAAGGUUAGUGCUUUGAUAUAUAUAUAUGCAAUUGACACUGACAUAUCAAGAGGAUCCAAUAGCGUAUAUGAUCGACUGCAUCUCAUUCGUGUAGCGGUUUGCGCUGCCUUAAUUAGUGCAAAACAUAUUUACCAUUGUGUUAACAGGCUGUCAAGAAACAUGCAAUCAUGAAAUUGUUAAGUUUGUAAAAUGGACUUAACAACGGCCGAUAUAUAUACACAUUGAACAAACCUCGAAUGGUGAAAGACAUGACAUAGCUCCUGGUUGCAGGGAUAUUCGUUCUAUUUACCAUUUACUACUUAGAUACGUAUUUUGACGCACGUGAAAACCCUUGGAAAGUUAAGUUUAAAUAAAUACCUUUUAUUACUAAAUUCAAGUUUUAAAGGCUACAUGUCCAGCCCUUAGAUACUGAUGAGCAGCAAACAGAAUAAAACCUGAACAGACUGCGAGUUACUGAAAGCUGGUGUGUAUGGAUUGUGACAUUUUGUGACUUUCCUGCUUCGAUUGAUUUCGCUCGCUUAUUGAUAACCCAUUGAAUCGUGGAUGAAUUCGAAUAACAUUUCUAUGAAAUAGUAGGAUAUUAUUUAUUUCUUCAUUUUCUAAUAUGGAAUAUGAUACUGACAAUUAUGACAGUUGUUAGUGUUGCCUUAGAAUAGCAUUUGACGGUAAAAGAUUUAUUCGUGCGAAGUGUGUUUUGAAAACCAAAGAAUUAUAUGCUUCGUGAUUACCGGGUACACUAUCAAUGCAGGUUUCAAUGCAUCUGUACAAAUUGUUUUCUGAAAUAGGCGAUUUUGUCUGAGAAGAAUAUUUAAUUUAUAUUAAAUUGGUAUAAAAAAAAAGGCGUUUGUUGUUGAAAAACUAUGAAACUUUAAACUUGAAAAAAAGAACCCACACGUUGUUAAAAGCCUUCCAGUAAUUUAAAUCGAUUUCUUAAAAACAUUGUUAAUAUAACGUUUUUCAUUUCAGCCUAUAUUAUGUCGUGUCUCUUGAACAUUAAAUAUGGGAAUAACUGAUUUUACCCCCGCAAAUGAAGUUUUUGAAGGUAUACUUGAAUGACCUUGUCGAUCAGUCGGUUUGUCGUUUGGUUGUUCGGUUAGUCUGUCACGCUGCAUAUGUUUAACCCAUUUAUGCCUAGGGUCUAGAAAAAAGGCAUUGGCAAACAGCGUAGACCCAAAUGAGAUGCCGCAUGAUGCGGCGUCUCAUCAGGGUCUGCGCUGUUUGCUUAAAGGAAUUUCUGUACGAAAUGUUUUAAAUAUAGAAAUAAAUAUAUUUGACAUCCCUAAUUUUGGAAAUCAAAUGAUCCAAUUUAGAAGAAUGGAAGAGUCCACUAGGAAUAAAUGGGUUAAUUUGUGUCUCAGUUUACUUUGCGAAUAUGAAACAUAGAGAUAUGUUAUUUAUGCUAUAACGAAGUUCCAGAGGUGAUUUUCGUGUAUGUCGUUAUAUACUUUGCAGAUUUAUGGGCCCUUCACAUAGGACAUUUUUAUCCUCUUAUCAGAGUACAUCUGUUCUUUGUUUUUCGAACUAGUAUCUCAUUUUUUCUGUGUAUCGACAUAAACUUUUAAAGAUAUGUUGUAAAUGCUAUUUUAAAUUUAAGUACGUAAUUUUGUGUAUGUUGCGCUAUUUGUUGUAGAAUGAUGUGCAAUUGAACUGAGGUAUAAUUUGGAUACAUAGGCCUACAUCAUGCUAAAUCUGUACUUCGUAUAAUUAACUCGUAUCUCAAUUUUCACUCAAUUUAAACUAAAUUGUAUUAAAGUUUUUAUUAUUUUGGAUACUUAACAUCAUUUUACAUUUGUACUUUGUUUUGCGAACGUGUCCCGUAGUGUUUUCCGUUUUAACGUGAAACUUUAUAGAUGAGUUAUUUAUACUAUGCAAAAGUGCAACGCGCUAUUUGUGCGUAUGUCACGAUAUUCACUGCAGAGAAAUGUGCCCAUUUUUUAUCAAAUUGGGAUACUUACAUCAUUGUACAAUGUGUAUAUGUGUUUUAUUUGUCGCGAACAGUUUUUUGUUUAUCAAAAUGAAACAUAAUAGCAGUAAUGUGUAUAUUAUGUAGAAGUAGAAUGCAUUAUUUUUGUCCAUGUCACUCUAUUUGUUAAAGAGUUAUUGAUCAUUAAACUUGUGCAAUCGAUUAAAAAAUUAACGAGAAACUUUUUUCUGUCUAAGUGUAAUGAAUUU